AUGCCUUCGACACCACUUCUCAACGCCCAGGGCCAGCCUAUCAGGUCUGCCUUGAAGAGCGAGGACGACCUCUCCCAACCACCACCUUGUGGCCCAACCAAGGCCGUCCAAAUCGCUGAACCUGAGCCCCUCCCUCAGGAGGAGCCAAGGCCGAGACGGGAGUUUGCUGCCAGCGUCAGCGGGCGCCGCCUCAGCGGGCGACCGCCAUUGCCAGCGGCGAGCUCAUCCCGGACCUCUUUCCCCAGUCAGAGCAGUAUUGAUGCUCUGGAUCAUAAUGGGAAUGCGAGCCUGUCGUCCUUGCCACAGCCCCCAGAAGAGGUUGCGGCACACGGAGACCAAAAGACACAAGCUCCUUACCAGCUUCACAGUGGCUCCCAAAGAAUCGAUCGCGCAUCUGAGAAGCUACUUGCUCAGGUUGCUGAGUGGCUCCAGCGUGAGAAGGCCAAGCGGGAGACUAAAAAGCCCAGGAAGCAUCAUCACCAUCACCACCUUCACUCGCGCCGGAAGCAGAAGCCCCAAACCGAGGAGCCUCCGGUGCCUGAAGAGCCAGACGCGGAGCGAGAUGUCGACAGCACCCUGCGCAGGACGGCCUCUAUCGACUCGAACUCCAGUGACGUUUCUCUCGACCGGCUCCAGCGCAUUGUCGACGACAGCAUGGCCGCCUUGGGGAUCACUUCUGUGCCGCACUACAACACGAAGCUGGGUCGGAGACUCUCGCACCGCAAGAAGGCAUCUUCGCGUGCCUCUCUCCAGCUCUCUCGAGCCUAUUCAUCGGACACAGACUAUGUAGAUGGAGACCUCAUAGUGCCGAGUUGCGAUGCUAUCCUUGACAAUACCCAGACGUUGAAAUACAGCAGCCCGUCAGCGGAUGACUGUUCAUCUAUAUCCGGCAAGCGGGAAGAGAGAGAGAAGAAGGCAUGGGCAGCUUUCAAGAACGAGAUCAUCCGCCUCGCGCAUACGCUUCGGUUGAAGGGCUGGAGGCGCGUGGCAUUAGACUCCGGGGACGACAUCCAAGUUGAGCGACUGAGUGGCGCCCUGACCAACGCAGUCUACGUUGUGACCCCGCCUGAACAUAUACCAUCUGGCGACUCGGAGGUUGUUAAGAAAACGCCCCAGAAAUUAUUGUUGCGGAUCUACGGCCCUCAUGUCGAGAACCUGAUUGAUCGGGACAAUGAGCUCAGUGUUUUGAAGCGCUUGGCCCGCAAGAAGAUAGGACCACGGAUGUUGGGGACGUUCACCAACGGUCGUUUUGAGCAGUUUUUCAACGCCGUGCCCCUGACUCCUGAAGAGAUGCGGCAAGCAGCAACGUCUAAGCAGAUUGCUAAACGUAUGCGUGAGCUGCAUUCCGGUAUUGACCUCCUGAAGGAGGAGAGGGAUGGUGGUCCGACAAUGUUCAAGAACUGGGACUGUUGGAUGGAAAAUGUUGAAAGAAGGACACUCUUCCUCGACAGGCUUGCUGCAGGCGACGAUGCGGCUCGGCCGUCCGGGGGCUCACAUUGUUGGAAACAGGGUGGUUAUCUCUGUGGUGUAGAAUGGCCCAGGUUCAAGGCCAUGGUCGAUAAGUACCGGGAAUUCCUCGUUCAAUCCUAUGGAUCCGAAGGCAUCAAUAAGAAGCUAGUCUUCGCUCAUAACGACACACAAUACGGCAACAUCCUCCGUGUCUGCACCGACGACGAAAAAUCCCCGCUUCUGCAGCCUGAGAACCAGCACAAGCAGCUUAUCGUCAUCGACUUUGAGUACGCCUCAGCUAACGUCCCGGGUUGUGAAUUUGCAAAUCACUUCAGCGAAUGGAUGUACAACUACCAUGACCCGCAUACGCCAGGGGCGUGUAACGUGGAACGCUACCCUUCAGUCGAGGAGCAGCAGCGUUUCAUCAAGGCGUACCUUGAGCAUCGACCCAAGAUUGUGUCUUCCACAACGGCAUCCGCCUCUUCUGACGCGGACGUUACACCCUCGGCAACGCCGCAGGUGACGCCGCAGCACCCGAGUAGCUCCGUUGUCGAGUUCAUGCUUGAUGCACGCGCGCCGCCGGGUGGGUGGAAGGAGGAGGAGCGCCGAGCAGAGAGCGGCGUGGACCAGAGAGUCGAGGAGCUAGUCAAGGAGACGCGACUAUGGCGCGCCAUGAUCAGUGCCCAGUGGGUCGCAUGGGGCAUCGUGCAGGCCAAGAUCCCGGGGUAUACCGAGGCUCACGCGGACGGCAGUGAGGGAGAAGGAGGUGAGGCUCAUGGUCGGGCGCCGGGCUCGCCUAUGCCGUCUGAAGAUAGUGCGGCGGGCAGCAGCGGCGAAGGCGCCGGCGGGUCCGAGGACGAGCAAGGUUUUGACUACCUCACUUAUGCGCACGAACGCGCACUCUUCUUCUGGGGCGACUGUGUUCAGAUGGGGCUUAUCAGGCUGGAGGAGCUGCCAGAGGGUCUGCAGGGAAGGGUCAAGAUGAUGAUGGAUCACUGA
Molecule: messenger RNA, 2448 nt
Organism: Diaporthe batatas
Lineage: Eukaryota; Fungi; Ascomycota; Sordariomycetes; Diaporthales; Diaporthaceae
Exons: 3
Coding region: 1-2448 (815 amino acids)
Biological process (GO): phosphatidylcholine biosynthetic process; phosphatidylethanolamine biosynthetic process
Cellular component (GO): cytoplasm
Molecular function (GO): choline kinase activity; ethanolamine kinase activity
Source: RefSeq, a predicted model, not a curated record